AUGCAAGCCUGCACGCUCAUGGGCAAGAUUAUGGAGUGGCUUAUCGACCAUCUUCGACCUAAAUGGUCUCUGCGUCGAGAGGACAUGUCGGUCGCAGGAUUGGGGAAUCCUUACGAGGGGAGGGAGGGCAGACGAUCAGCGAUCAGCAGCCACAGCCGGAGCCCUACGGGAACGGAGAAUGUGCCCUGGACGGCUGCCCUGCCCUGCCCUGUCCAGCCCAGUCCUGCAUCGCCUGCAGCAGACUAA
This is a messenger RNA of Penicillium daleae, 246 nucleotides long. RefSeq lists its product as uncharacterized. Lineage: Eukaryota; Fungi; Ascomycota; Eurotiomycetes; Eurotiales; Aspergillaceae. The transcript has a single exon. Bases 1 to 246 code for a protein of 81 amino acids. The record is from RefSeq and is a predicted model, not a curated record.